Molecule: messenger RNA, 1531 nt
Organism: Castor canadensis (American beaver)
Lineage: Eukaryota; Metazoa; Chordata; Mammalia; Rodentia; Castoridae
Source: RefSeq, a predicted model, not a curated record
CGGUGCUGAGCAGUGUGCAAAGGCUUUCCUGUUGGGGCCGACAUCAUGCUAGAACUGGCUGAAUCCCCCCCAGACACCUGUGUCCUGUUUCCCCCAGGGCCGGAGACCUGUUACCUUGAUUGGCUUCAGCCUGGGAGCCAGAGUCAUCUACUUCUGUCUGCAAGAGAUGUCUCAGGAGAAAGAUUGCCAAGGCAUCAUCGAGGACGUGGUCCUGUUGGGUGCACCCGUGGAAGGAGACCCCAAGCACUGGGAGCCUUUCCGGAAGGUGGUGUCAGGGAGGAUUGUCAACGGCUACUGCAGGGGAGACUGGCUACUGAGCUUUGUGUACCGCACAUCCUCUGUGCAGUUCCGUGUUGCUGGCCUCCAGCCCGUGCUAUUGCAGGAUCGGAGGAUGGAGAAUGUGGACCUGUCCUCCAUGGUCAGUGGCCACCUGGACUACGCCAAGCAGAUGGACGUCAUCCUGAAGGCCGUGGGCAUCCACACCAAGCCAGGCUGGGACGAGAAGGGGCUACUGCUGGCCCCCAGCAGCCUGCCCCAAGAUGAGCCCAGCCAGGUAGCAGUUGAGACCACCCAUCAGGAUGGGCAAACCCAGGGGCUCGCACCCGAAGACACCCCCAAAGUGGCUAUGUCCACUGACUCCAGCCAAGCCCAGGUGCCCACAGUCCUGGACCAACCUGAAGGGACCCCACUUCCUCCUGCUGCCAGCCCAGCUGAGAGCCCCUGUGUCUGCAGGCAUGGCAUGGGCCCCAACCCACUGGGCUGCCCUGACUGCACCCACGAGACCCAAGGGUUCUGCCAGGGACUGGACUGACCCUAGUGGAGACCCUGGGCAUCUCCCCAGAUUUCUCUAUGCAGCACUCUCCCCGGGGAGCUCUGAAGGUUGGAAAUCCACAAGUGCCUUUCCUAAAUUGAAGGAAUCAGAACUGAAAAAGAACUUGAAGGAAGGGGAACAGGGGAGAAAACACUGCCACCUGGGCAACAGAGCACAGUUCCAACUCCAGGGCUCCCAUCCAGCCAUGGGCUUCCUGCAUUUGAAGUCCCAGCUGAGAGGUCUGGCUAUUCAUGAGGAGGUAGGUCACAGGUCUCUCUGGGGCUGGAGGCUCCCAUGCCACCUCCUUCCCCUGGCCUCUGUGGCGCUAGGUGUCUUCCUGCUCUUCCAUAAACACGCCAGCACUGCCCUCUAGCCCCAGGCCCCACCAAUGGGCUCCUACAGAGCAGACCCAGGUGCCAAGGGGCAGCUUCCUCUCUCUGCUCUUAGAAGAUCUGAUCGGCUCGGUCUGUCCUGAAGGUCUAUGCAGGUUGUGCACUGCACAACUACAGAAGCAACAGUUACACAGAUGGGAUGUGAACAGCAUCCCUAGAGUGUGCAUCAUGGUGGUUCUGAAUAUAACUGGAACGGGGCACGAGGAAUAAACACUGAAUUGGCAUUUGGUGUAGUGGGAACUGAGCCUGGAGGCAAGCGUGGAUUAUACAGCGAAGGAGUUCUUGUAGCAGGAACGGGUGACAACAACAUCUAUAAAUGAUAAGAGCA